This is a messenger RNA of Pelagomonas calceolata, 1476 nucleotides long. The record is from the annotation of a GenBank genome assembly. NCBI's taxonomy places the organism in Eukaryota, Pelagophyceae, Pelagomonadales, Pelagomonadaceae.
AUGCUUAGAAGGAGGUGUGCUGUUGUGAAAGAACGCGGCCGCGCCCGAGGCGAUGAAUGCGGCUAACGACAGUAAGACACUAGCACCAAGCCUGCAGGCUGCAGUCGUGCUGCAUCCAGCCUGCAGUCCGUGAUCACGACAGUGCACAAAAGCAUGCGCAUCCUCAUACGCAUCGCUGCAUACGCGCUGAUCUGCAGCCGUGCCGCUGCCGACGCCGCACUCCUUAAUUGGGCCAAAAGCCAGGGUGCCACGGUCUCGCCGCGCCUCGCCAUCCGCCGCACGACCUAUGGAGGGAAUGGGUUAUUCGUGAGCGAAGCGGUGGCCAAGGGCACGCCGCUCGUGCGGAUCCCCGGCGACUUGCAAUUGGGCGUCGAAGUACUCGCGAAGAGCGACGCGGCCGACCUGCAGCGCUUUGUGAAGGGCCUGCCCUGGCAGGAGGUGGUGCAGGCGGGCCUCGGGUUCCUGCCCUGCGCCGCCGCGAUUUGUGCGGAAAAACGGAACGCCGAGAGUCGCUUCGCGCCCUAUCUCGAGUUUCUCGACGAAGUGACGUACACGAACGCGAUCGCGCAGUGCGACACCGACGACUGUCCCGUCCUCGCCGCUUGUGACGCAGUCGCGGCAGAAAAGGUAAAAAAGAUGCGCUACGGCCUCCGAGCCGCGGCGCGAGCGAAUGCAAUUGAUCUCGACGAGUUGUGUUGGGCCGCGGCCGUCGUCUGCAGCCGAUCUUUAAGACGACGCGUCGCGCCUCCCUUAUCACCGGAAGCCGUCGAUAACGUGGGCCCCGUCGCGGCGACGGACCGGAGUCGUUUGUUGCCGGUGAUUGACCUCGUGAACCACGGGGGGUCGCAAGCGAACGCGGCCGUGCAACCGCUGAAAAACGACCCCGAGGACCCCUUCGCCACGUGCUUAGUCGCGGCCCGUGACUUAGAAGCGGAUGAGGAGAUCCUCAUAGACUACGGCGCCGGCUCGCCGCCCGCCGGCCGCGCGGAGACAUUCCUGCUCGAUUAUGGCUUUGUCCUGCCCGGCGCGGGCGCUUACGGGUUCGCGGCGCUCGAGGGCGACUUCCUGCCGGCCGUCGGGCAGUUUUCGGCUGACCGGGCGGGCAUGCGUGAUGUGUCAAAAGACGAACUGGAGCGGCUUAAAGCGCGGAUCCAGCGCCUCGUCGCCGCGGCGAGCGCCGCGCACAAGGGCAAGCCCCUGGCCUUUGAUGAUGUGGGCGAGCCCACGCCCGAGACGCUUUCGCUCGCUUUGGCGCUCUCGUGCCGCGGGCCGGCGGACGUGGCAUGCGUCUGCGACGGCGCGCCGCCGGACGCGGCCCACGUCGACCUCGCGCGACAGGCGCUCCGGGCGGCCGCGGCGGCGGCGCUCGCCCGCGCCGAUGCGGCGCCGCGCUCCGAGCCGGCGACGCCGUUCGACGAGGCGGCGGCGGCGUACGCCGAUGCCGUCAGGGAGGCCCUCAGCCGCGCCGCUACUUAA